Molecule: messenger RNA, 2148 nt
Organism: Cucumis sativus (cucumber)
Lineage: Eukaryota; Viridiplantae; Streptophyta; Magnoliopsida; Cucurbitales; Cucurbitaceae
Product: transcription factor TCP14
Exons: 1
Coding region: 287-1540 (417 amino acids)
Cellular component (GO): nucleus
Molecular function (GO): DNA-binding transcription factor activity; sequence-specific DNA binding
Source: RefSeq, a predicted model, not a curated record
AAUUUUUAAAACCCUCUUCCCUCUCCUUCCUAUAAUUCCCACUCAUUAUCUUUGUUGCUUAAAGUUUCCCAUUCUUCUUCCUCUCCUCCUCUCUUAUCUCUUCUUCUUCUCUCUUCUCAUCAUCAACAUCAACAACAAAAACACAUACCAUUUUUUUCCUUCAUGUGUCCCUAAUUUUAGAGAAUAUGACAGACCCACCAUUCUUUUUUUUAAAAAAAGACUGACUAAGUCUUUUUUUUUUCUUUUUUUUUUUUACAUUUUUUUUUUUUUUGUUCUUCAUGCGAUCAUGGAAGGAGGUGAUGAACUUCACCACCAUCAUCACCAUCACCACCAGAAUCACCACCACCAACACCAGCACCAACACCAACACCGUCCUACUUUCCCAUUUCAAUUACUUGAAAAGAAAGACGACGAUGCUGCCUCUUGUUCUACUUCUCCUUACCCUUCUCUUGCUAUCUCUGCCGACACGACUACUACUACGACUACGACCACAACCACGACCAGUUCAGUUGUUGCAGCAGAGACUUCUAAGAAGCCCCCACCAAAGAGAACUUCUACCAAAGACCGUCACACGAAAGUCGAUGGACGGGGUCGUCGUAUACGAAUGCCGGCCUUAUGUGCGGCUAGGGUAUUCCAACUUACUAGAGAAUUAGGCCAUAAGUCCGACGGUGAAACCAUCGAGUGGCUUCUUCAACAAGCGGAACCCGCUGUGAUUGCUGCUACUGGAACCGGUACUAUCCCGGCUAAUUUCACAUCGCUUAACAUUUCGUUACGUAGCUCUGGUUCUAGUAUGUCGGUUCCUUCACAGCUCCGAUCUUCCUCUUAUUACAACCCGAAUUUCUCCCUUCAUCAACAACGUCGAACCCUAUUCCCGGGUUUUGGCCUCUCGUCGGAAACCUCCUCCACCGCCGCUCUUCUCAAUUUCCAGUCCACCAACAUCGGAAACUCUCUGCUGCAAGCGAAACCCGAAAUAAGAGACACUCCCUCUUCGUUAGACCUCUCAGAUGCGGCGGAGGAAAUCAGUAUAGGACGGAAGAGAAGACCGUCGACGGAGCAGGAGUUGUCGUCGUCUUCGUCGCAACAUCAAAUGGGGAGUUAUCUGUUGCAAUCGAGUACAGGGACGAUUCCAGCGAGUCACGGAGGAGCUCAGGUUCCGGCAAAUUUUUGGAUGCUUACGAAUACAAAUAACCAAGUGAUGGGGGGUGAUCCGAUAUGGACGUUUCCGUCGGUUAAUAACAGCGGCUUGUACAGAGGAACGAUGUCGAGUGGGUUACAUUUCAUGAACUUUCCGGCACCGGUGGCGUUGGUGCCAGGUCAACAAUUCGGGUCCGGCACCGGCGGAGGGAGUAAUAACAACAACAACAACAACAAUAAUAAUAGUUCGAGUGAAGGACACUUAAAUAUACUCGCCGGACUAAAUCCAUAUCGGUCAGUUUCUAGUAGCGGCGUAAUGGAACCACAAGGAAGUGGGUCGCAGUCACAUCACGGCGGCGGUGGUGGUGGAGAUGAUCGGCAUGAUACAACGAGUCACCAGUCGUAACAAAAACGGAAAAACGCAAAACUGUCGAAUUUCUUCGCCGUUCCGUCCACAUGUGUGGUCGUUUGAUGUGUGGAAACACACGUGAGGUUUGAUUUUCCAUUUUUUUUUAAAAAAAUCGAGUUUUUUUUUCUCCUUCUUUUUUUAUUUUAAUUUUCUAAUUUCUUUCUUUUUUUGGUUAAAAUUAUUUUUUUUCGUGUGAUUAAUAAAUAUUGGAGGUUUUUUUUUUCUUAAGGGUGUGAUGAAUGAGAGAGAUAGAAAAAGACUAAAAGAGAGAGAUAAAAGAGUGUAAGAGUAUGAUCUUCACAUAUUUAUGAUUUGAUUUUUUGACUGCAUCAUCAUCAUCAUCAUUAUAUUACUCUUUAACAUACUAUUAUAUAUUUGCAUGGUAAUAAAAAGAGGUUCCUACUACAUUUACCAAAUGAAACAGUAAUGUUAUGGUUAAUUAAUUAAAAAAAAAAGAGAGAGAGAGAGAGAGAGAGGAAGGAGGAGGAGGGUGGGGCCCUGAUCUUAUCAAUUCCAGGUGUUGGCUCAGGUGGGAGGGACCCACUUGCUGCUCAUUGCCUAAACCAAUGUACAAUGUCACUGACAAACAGGUGGAUCAUUCUUUC